GGCAGAUUCUCAUUACAAAAAGCAAUGUGGAUUUUUAGUCGCACAAAAAAGUUUGUUCUUUGUAGUUUGUUUGUUCAUGUUUGUCGUUUACAACGUCUUUCAUAAGCUUUAAGGAUGGGACAAUUUCAUAUCCUCCAUUUUUUUACAGCACUAAUUGUAAGGUCUUACAAAUGGCUGGAAUUGAAUUUCCUCAAAAUAUUUACUUCGUGUAUCGAGAGGAAAAUUCGGGAGACUUAUCAAGCUGUUGGUGUCAACUUUUGGGGGGCUGCUGUUACUGAGAACUUGGUAAUCACGGACAAAAAUGGAAACACGAACCUAGUCAAACCUAAAAGGAAUUCAUGGGACUUUGUUAUCCAUUCGCGGAAAUUUUUCUCGCUUGUUGCGAAUCAUGCAAGCCUUGGAAUGGCCGAAACAUACAUGGAUAAUAUGUGGGAUUGUGACGAUUUGGUUGAGUUGAGUUAUCGUAUUAUGAAGAACGGACUCUACAUGGAAUAUUUGAAUGGAUUCAACCGUUUCCUAAAUUACGUGGAAUUGUCAUUCUUCAACCUUCAAUCAAAGGCCAGAGCCUUUGAAGUAGGAAAAAAGCACUACGAUAUCGGAAAUGAUCUUUUUGAAUCCUUCCUCGAUGAGCGAAUGACCUACAGCUGCGGAUACUGGGCCAAUGCGACGACGCUUGCAGAAGCUCAGGUCGACAAAAUGGAGCUGAUUGCACAGAAGCUCAAGCUCAAACCAGGAAUGCGAGUGCUGGAUAUCGGGUGUGGUUGGGGUGGUCUGUGCAAAUAUCUGGCAGAAAAACAUGGCGUGAAAUGUGUUGGGAUCUCAAUCUCGGAAGAAGGUGUGAAAUAUGCUAAUUUAGACAUAAACGGACUCCCUGUGGAAUUUAGACUCAUGGAUUAUCGGGAUAUAAAUGAGACUUUCGAUCGUGUGGUGAGUGUGGGGAUGAUGGAACACGUAGGAAAACACAACUACCGAACUUUCUUCAAGGUUGUUCACCGAUGUUUGAGUGAUGAUGGCAUCUUCCUUUUGCAUACAAUUGGCAAUAAUCAUCCCGACAUUCCUGGAGUUGAACCGUUUUUCCACACAUACAUUUUUCCGAAUGCCUACCUUCCAUAUUACAAAGACAUUGCCAAGUUUACUGAAGGCUUGUACGUUGUUGAAGAUUGGCAUAAUUUCGGAUUUGACUACAGUAAAACCUUACUCGCUUGGAAAGAGAAUUUUGACAGAAAUUGGCCCAAAAUCUCAGACAAAUACGGGGAACGAUUCUACCGAAUGUGGUCAUAUUAUCUUCAAUUUUCUGCUGGAGGGUUUCGUAGCAGAAGAAUACAACUGUGGCAGGUUGUUCUAUCGAAGACUGGCUGUGAGGGUGGUUACAUAUCCGUCCGUUAACCAAGAACAUCCUGCAUCAUUUUUAAUUCGAAUUUUAGAAAUUUCUCAAAAAUGCAUAGUUUGAUUUCAAAUUAUUACUGGUCAAGAAGUAGUUAUUGGGCUUUAAAACCCCCAAAAAUGUAUUCAAUUAAGCUGAUGGUUCUGGACAAAUUCAGAAUGAACUUUGAGCACGAACAAACAACAUGAAUGGUUACAUUUGUUAUAUUUAUACGUUUGAGAUUGCUUAUAUUUGUCUUGAAACGUUGUUACAGGACUGAUUGUAACAGCGAGAUUGUAUUUUACAAUAAGUCUUAUGCCCCCAAACUUGAGAAAUUUACAAUGUAAUUAUUUACUUCUUCAAGAGCUUUGAACUUCAACGUACAAAAACUAACUUUUUUGCGACAUUUAUAAAAUUCACAAAAUAAUUAUGUAUGAAAAUUAUGAUGACAACGAUAUCUUGUAUUAUUGUAGGAUUUAUAAAAUUUGUUACGAGGCAUUUAUUACUUUUUUACGAGAUACUAUACUGUAACGAUUUGUUUAGUUUAGUGUAUGUGUACAUAUGUACAUGCUUUCUGUAACAUGUUAUGUGAAAAAAGUGAAAUCCAAAUAUCAGUGUCAACAUGCUGUCCAGUCUCAAAAGCAAACUCGACAAUAGUUCAUCCAUAUAACUAUCUAACUACACACCUAAAUGUUACGAUCCUCCAAGUCAAUCCUCUAAAAUAAAUAUUACAAGUCAGCGUUAUGACCAUCGUUA
Folsomia candida is the source of this 2119-nucleotide messenger RNA. RefSeq names its product cyclopropane-fatty-acyl-phospholipid synthase. Gene Ontology annotation, biological process: lipid biosynthetic process. The record is from RefSeq and is a predicted model, not a curated record. The coding region runs from base 115 to 1386 and encodes 423 amino acids. Lineage: Eukaryota; Metazoa; Arthropoda; Collembola; Entomobryomorpha; Isotomidae. The transcript is spliced from 6 exons.